Messenger RNA from Aspergillus nomiae NRRL 13137, 2868 nucleotides. RefSeq lists its product as uncharacterized. The coding region runs from base 1 to 2868 and encodes 955 amino acids. The record is from RefSeq and is a predicted model, not a curated record. The transcript is spliced from 6 exons. Lineage: Eukaryota; Fungi; Ascomycota; Eurotiomycetes; Eurotiales; Aspergillaceae. Gene Ontology annotation, molecular function: FAD binding.
AUGAGGUCGUCGUCGUGCAGACAGGAUCAUGCGCUGCGUGUCAUAAUAAUUGGCUGCUCUGUGGCUGGUCUCACUCUAGCCCACGCUCUGGCCAAGCGGCGAAUUGACUAUACUAUCCUUGAGGCUCACGAUCACCUACCACUACCGUUUACAGGAAAUGCUUUCACCUUGCUUCCCAGUGGAUCACGGAUACUAGCACAACUCGGGGUGUGGGAAGAAAUCGCGGCGGCAUCAGAUACAAUCCACAGUCAUUCGACUUUCCUUGAGGAUGGAAGCUUGUUAAAGAGGAUUGAUGUAGAAAGACUCCUUUCCAUGAGGCAUGGUUAUAACCUAGCAGUCAUCCCACGAUGGAGAUUUUUGCAAAUUCUCUAUAAUAGCCUCGAAGAUAAACAUCGCGUGCUUUUUGUGGAAUGCGCCGACGGCUCCAUAUUUACUGGAGACCUGGUCGUUGGCGCCGAUGGAAUCCACAGUGUCUCACGUGGCGAGAUCCUGAAGUGUACUGGGUCCUUGAAAGCAUCACAAGAUCCAAGGAAGACACUUGAAGGCUUGACCUCAGAAUACUCCGGCAUAUAUGGCAUCUCGCAUCCUGUUCCGGGGCUGUCUCCAGGCCACGCGCAUCGCACGUACGGAAAUGGAUUCUCCUUCAUAGUCAACAUUGGAAAAGAGAACAUCUUCUGGUUACUAUCGUUCCAUGCCGGGAAGGUGCACCGUUACCCUGAUAUACCGCGCCAUUCGCAAGACCGGGCAUCAAUCGACCAGCAGGUCUCCCCAUUUUUAGGUGCGCAUGUCUCUUCGGAUGUUCGAUUUGAAGAACUGUACUGUAAUGCAAUCACAUGUUGUCACGUCGCCCUUGAGGAAUUUCUCUGUGAGCAAUGGGCUGCAGGUAAGCUUGUGUGUAUUGGGGACUCUGUUCACAAGGUCUGGCUCAAUUUCUUUCGCUAUACCUCCCAGCUACUUGAGUAUGUUAUUUACAAUGAAACCUGGCAGAUGACACCAAACCUAGCCCAAGGCGCCAAUUGCGCAAUUGAAAGCUCUGCCUCGCUAGCCAAUCGUAUCAUCCGCACUGUUGACCGAUACAGAUCCUGUGCACGCCCAGAUAACCCUGAGGAGGAUAUGGGCCUAGAGGCAUGGGAAGAGUCCAGAAAGCAGAGGAUGAGACGCUUUUACGCGUAUUCGUGGAUUCUGGCUCGCUGUGAAGCUUUUUCUGGGCCUUGGUUCAAGGCCCUUGGCCUCUAUAUCGGGUCCUUCCAUGGAGAGCAGGUAAUCAGUUACAUAUCCGACAUUAGUCCCGAGUCAGAGUACCUGGAAUACUUACCGCAAUCAGAGUAUCACUUGAAAUCGCGAUCUGAGUUGCGCCAGAGAUCUCGACCACAGCAGAUCGGAAUAUGGUCCACCAAUUGUCAAGCCGACCCUCCUCCUCCUGGUUCCUCAGUCAUGCGACCAUCAGCUUCUCCCUUCCAGAACAAUCAGACUAGUAAUCCCCGCGCCCAUUCCCCCGGUUCCAUGAAUCUUCGCCAGCGAGGCCCGGCCCGCUCUGCCACCUUCGCAGAGGGUUGUUCAUCAAAUCUAAAAAAUGAACGACGCAACUCGACCUUCUCAGAUUCGGUCUCCGAAGCACGGAAUUCCAUCCGAUCCUCCACUGACGACCUAUUCUUCCCGCGCGCAGCCAAGGGUUCCUUCGACGCUGCGGAUGCGUCCAAUGAAGAGUCGCACUGGCAUUCUGCACCCUUGGGCCUCGCCCUCCUGCCUGCCAUCGCGGGGGUAUUUUUUCAGAACGGAAGCGCCGUCGUAACAGACGUUACUCUGCUGGUGUUAGCAGCCAUCUUUUUAAACUGGUCUGUCAGACUGCCAUGGGAUUGGUAUCGCUCCGCCCAAGCGAUCCGACAAGACAAAUUCUACGAUGCGAACGAAAUCCCCGUAGACAUAGAGAUCGACCACACCCAGGAUGCAAAAACAGACUCAGUCCCAGCAAAACAACGUGCAACCGAAACAGCCAGCGCCGCCAGUAGGGAAUUGCAAAUCCACGAAAUCGUCGCCCUGGCUUCGUGCUUCAUCUUCCCGCUCAUCGGAACAUGGUUGUUACACGGAAUCCGAUCCAAGCUGUCUCGACCCUCAGAGGGCUUAGUCUCGAACUACAACCUAACCAUAUUCCUCCUAGCAUCGGAGAUCAGACCCUUCGCCCAUCUAUUACGAAUGGUCCAAGCGCGCACGCUCCAUCUCCAGCGCGUCGUCGCAUCAUCCACCGAACCCCCCAAAGACAGAAUAGACGCCAGUAAGAUAAUCGACCUCUCCAAACGACUGGAAGAGCUCGAAGCCCACAUAGCAGAAGCAGCUGCGGCGCGCCUCGCCCCUAGCCAGGAACAGUUGCAGCCCCAAGCGCAAGACUCCCUCGUCUCACAUACCACAACAGAAGUGCGGAAAUCGGUCCAACCGGACAUCGAUGCCCUGAACCGCGCCGUGAGACGCUACGAGAAACGUACCGCGAUGACUUCCUUCCAGACGGACUCCAGAAUCGAAGCGCUAGAGGGUCAGGUCCGGGAUGCUAUUUCUCUAGUUGCUGCUGCGCAGCGUUCCAACGUACGGAAACCGAAGAAUUCUGUGCUCCUGCUGCUCGAGUGGCUUUAUACGCUUGUUAUGCUCCCUGCUCAGGUCUUCGCGUCCUUGGCUGUACUGCCAUUUCAUGUCGCGAGACGGUGCCUGCGGUUUGUGCAGGAUAUUUUUCUUUCGAAAGCAAACCCACAACCAAAACUUGCGAAAGGCAAGCUACCGCAAGACCGUAAAGCGCGGUCCCCGAAACGCCCAAGACGAGUACCCCAGCAAGACUCUGCAGAGACACAAGGACUAAAAUCCAUUCGCGAAUAUACAUGA